Mercenaria mercenaria is the source of this 4039-nucleotide messenger RNA. Its product is annotated as BTB/POZ domain-containing protein 1-like. The record is from RefSeq and is a predicted model, not a curated record. Bases 165 to 1772 code for a protein of 535 amino acids. Gene Ontology annotation, molecular function: protein binding. Gene Ontology annotation, biological process: neurogenesis. Lineage: Eukaryota; Metazoa; Mollusca; Bivalvia; Venerida; Veneridae. The transcript is spliced from 3 exons. Gene Ontology annotation, cellular component: cytosol.
UUGUUUUCUUACGCCUAGGUAAACCUAUAAUCAAUAUAUAAACGCACGAUCAAUGAACCAUUUAUAACUGUCUAUAGACUGUGCAGGGAGCUUAGAGUGAAUUCAUUGUAUUUUUGGAUAAUAUACUUUGUGAUUUCGACUUUAUUUAUUAAAUUUCAUACAAGAUGGAGGAAAACAGUACUCGACCAAUUCAGAGAGUGAUUCAGCAGCCUACUUGUGUCGACUGGCAGCAAGGAAAAAGUAUAGGAGAAAGUUUAUUAGAAAUGUUCGACAGAUGCCUCUGGACAGAUGUCAAGCUUCAUUGUAAAGGUCACCAAGAAGGAGAAGCUAUUAAAGCGCACAAAAUUGUUCUUGCGACACGAAGCCCUGUGUUUCAGGCGAUGUUCUUUGGUCCGUGUGCUGAUGGGAAAAAUGAAGUCGAUCUGGAAAAUGCAGAAGAGGAAAUUUUCAACUUAUUCUUGAGGUACUUGUAUAGUGAUAGAGUGACUCUUACAGAGGAGCACGCCUUUGCUGUAAUGGAUAUGGCUCACUACUACAAAGUAUCAAGCCUUGUACUGUACUGCGCUGACUAUCUUACUACCAUAAUUACACCAAGUAAUGCUUGUGAAAUUCUAAGUACGGCAAUGUUGUACGAACUUACAGGACUGAAAAAUGUCUGUUGUUCUUUCAUCGACAGCCAUGCACAACAAGUCUUAAAGUCCAAUGGCUUCCUAAAUCUAUCUGAAAACUGUCUCUUGUACUUACUAAAAGGAGAUACAUUCUUCGCUAAAGAGGAGGAAAUUUUGGAAGCGGCAGACAAAUGGUCAAGAAAAAGAGUCUUAGAACGUGGGCUGGAAGAAAACGGCACAAAUAUCCGUCAGUGUCUUGGUCAGAUAUUUUAUCAUUUGAGACUUCCAACAAUGACACACAAAUCAUUGAUAGAUAAUAUCAGCAGGAAAGGAUAUUUUUCGGUUGAAGAAUAUUCAGACAUAGCAGGCUACAUCAACAACAUUCCUGGUAUUUCAGUUUCUACCAAUUCCUGUGUAACACGGCUGCCGGAGGUAGAAACGAUUCAAGUAAGUAUCGAAAGCGAAUGGGAAGAGAUUAGUGAUAGUAUUUCUAUUUCGUUUGAGAUAACUGUAUCAAAGGACGUAGCUCUGGCAAAUAUUAUCUUGAGUAAAAUGAGACCGCAUUUUAAAGACUUGGAAAACUUAUACUCACAAACAGACUGUUCUCCCGAAGUAGUUCUUGGUGAAAAAGCGAAAAUAUUCCUUGAAGAGUAUGAAAACAAGGUAAUGGAAAUAAAAUCUGAACGAUCUGAACGAAAUUAUGCUAAAACAAAAUAUUUUAUCAGUGUUCUGGAACAUUAUAAACAAAAUCUUUGUGAUGAUUUGGGGUUGGUGUUAACUGUAAGUGUAGUUAUUGACUCUAUUGAAUUCAAACAUAAAUUUAAUGUGAAGCAAAAUAAACUCGAAGAGGGAAGAGUAGAUUUCAACCCGCCAUUGAUACUGAAAGAGAGAAGUACUCCAUAUCUGGUUGAAAUCAACAUUCAAUAUAGCUGUGAACAUAGAGUACAGAUAAAAACAAGAAUUCCAGAAAGGAGCAAAGUCCUAAUAAAUCACAUUCAUGGCGUAAAACUAGAAAGCACAAAUUUCAGCACAAAUUACUGGGACACAAAAAGCUCAUUUACAGGGAUCAAAAGUCUCGGAUUUUUGAAUUUUUCAAACCGUGAUAUCAGCAAAGAUACAACCAAUGGAAUGGAGAAUCUGAAUAUACCUGUGCAGUCAAAUUAGAGUGAUUUAAAGGAAUAUUGAAUUUUACUGAUGCCACAUUUGUUACAUCAAUACUUGAGCAAUAUAUGGGGCUCUUCCGCAUAUAUCAGUUGGGAGAACGUAGAUCUACGGAUCACAGGUUCUUGAGUUCGAUCCCUGUGCAAGGCGUACGUUUUCGUUUUCGAUUUGUUAGAAAAAUUAUGUCUAAAAUCGUUCGUAUUCAACCUCUGAUACAUGUGGGGAAGUUGACAGUUACUUACAGAGAACAGGCUAGUAAUAAUGCCAUAUCCACAGACACCACGAACGCUGUUUAGGUUAACUCUCCUACAAUAUAUAAGAAAAUACUUCUGAAAAAAUGGCGCAAAACCAAAAAACAGAUAAAUAGAAUAUAUUGCCUCAUAGCUCGGUCAAGUUCGAUAACGAGCAAAAUUGUUCUAGUAAAAGUUUUUGGAUUGUAAUAAGUGAUAUUCACAAACUUUCAUGUGGUUAACGUAGAAGUAACCUUCAUGUGGUUAACGUAGAAGUAACCUUCAUGUGGUUAACGUAGAAGUAGCCUUCAUGUGGUUAACGUAGAAGUAACCUUCAUGUGGUUAAGGUAGAAGUAACCUUCAUGUGGUUAACGUAGAAGUAACCUUCAUGUGGUUAACGUAGAAGUGACAACAAUUUUAGCCAUCUGUAUGAAACUUAGAAAGAACAAAGUUGACAAAGUUUAGAAAUCCUCGUGGAACUUACUGUAGAUAAUAUAUGGCAACGCAAUCUCAGUCACGUCUGACAUCUUUACACACUGGAACCAAUUUUUUUUAAUAAUCUUUAUGGACUUUACAUAGAUUUUUGUUUAGCCGCAACAGCUGGGCCAGGUACGACAAUGUGUUCUACUUUCCAGCAACACCAGUUAUGGAUAAUAAAGUAGUCGUAAUUGUCAAAUUUUACAUGGUCAAUAUAUUUGAGGUCACGUGUUUGAACAAUCAUGAAACUUGUACAUAAUGUAUAUGUUCACAACAUUUAGCGCAAGUUCCAUAAUGACUAAGACAUUUCGAGUAUCCUUGGAGAUAUGGAACUUGCUUUAGUUGAUAUUAUUUCUUAUACAAGAGAGGUCAAAGUUCUUACUCAAUCUUCUUAAAAUUUUCACAUAAUUUUGGAUAAUUUUGUAAGUUACAGAAUGUAUAUGUUUAUUAGAUCUCAAUGAAAGUAUAAUGUUGUCACGUUUGUUUUAAUAACACCAGUGUGUUUAUUAUUGAACUUGAAGAUUCACCUUAAUUCAUAUUUUUAAACACGCGAUACCUGCUUUCCUUCGCAAUCAUCAUGAAAUUCACAUGGAAUGUAUAUGGCCGCAAUAUCACAAACAAUUUCGAUAAAUAAGGUUCACAAUGUAGCGCAAAAAUUGUUGUGGCAUAAUGGUGGAUUUAGAUAUUUCUAAGAUUUUGUCUUUUGCUUUAUAGAUCAUUUUUUGACUUAUGUUUAAUGCCAGUUUUGGUGCCACCACAUGUCAGGUCUGUGCUUUUCAUAUUGGUAGCAUUUUUGUCAUGAAAUAAUUGAAAAACAGAGUUAGUCCUCGCAACUUAGGUCACACAACGCCAGUGCAGUUUUGGUUCUCAUUUUUGAGCUGAUUUUGCUAUGUUGCUGUUUGAAUGAUUAUUUUGCUUGCAUAAAAUAUAACCUCCCCUUUUCUUUUGAUUUUUAUUCAGCACUGAUAAUGUUGUUCAAGAAAAUAUAAGUUAGAGACAUUUAAAAAGGAAUCUGGUUUGUGCUGCAGCCAUUUAAAGUGUACCAGUUUGAUACAGAAUGAAAAAUAGAAGCUAUAUAGUUUGUGCCUUAACGAUUAACGAGACUGUUAAUAUACUACUAGUGGAUUGUUGUCACUAGCCGUUUCAAGGCAAUGACCUACUGUGUACUUUUAUUUUAUGCUAACUAAUAAAAUACUGUAUUCUAUCAGUUAAAUAUUUUCAUAUCUCACCACUCACACUGUGAAAAUAUGAAAUCUAUAUUUUCACACUGUGAGAGAUAUAGCUCCGCCCCCUCAUUACAUUGUGUAUGAAUUUUAAAUUAUUUGCUGAAAACAGGAUGAAAAUUGUAGUCGCACUUUGUUCUUUAUAGUAUAUUUCUCGGUUCAAAUUAUUUUACUUGAAGAGAAUUUCAUAACGUUAUGCAGCAAAAAAUAAAAUAAAAUGGAACUUUAUGUUGUAUGCGUCUUUAUAACGUCACAGCACGUCUGACGUCAUGUCUGUUUACGCGCGUCUAUUUCCCGCGCUGAGAUUAAAAAUUGUUGCAAAAUGCACAUCUCAACGUAA